UCGGUGCCGGGGAAGCUGAAGGGCACUAGGGCAGCCGAACCGACCGACACGCCGACACUCGGCAGCGGACAGCCGCGGCUGCAGCCUCCAGAGUCCCGCUCCACACGAGGCGUUUUUAAAAGCACGUGCGGCCGCUGUGGGCAGGAAACACCCCGCUGUUUACAGGCUGGAGCCGAGCUGCGGUGCGCGGGGAUGGAUUUAAGCAGAUGAUAGCUGAACGCAUGAGAGAUGCUGCAGGAGAAGGUUUCAGCUGUGACGGAUGAAUGUAUGAGUCGGGUCCAGAGCGGCAGGGAGACGGAUCUCCUUCCAGACCGGUCACGACUGGGCCUGUCCACAGCUCCCACUGUUCCCAACUCCAGUGAGCCAGACCAGAACAUUGAGAACAUCAAGGUGGUUCUUCACGAGAGCGAGCUGUGGAAGAAGUUCCAUGAGGCCAGCACAGAGAUGAUAAUUACCAAAGCAGGCAGGAGGAUGUUUCCCAGCUACAAGGUAAAAGUGACCGGUAUGAACCCCAAAACCAAAUACAUCCUACUUAUUGACAUUGUCCCAGCUGAUGACCACCGCUACAAGUUCUGUGAUAACAAGUGGAUGGUGGCUGGCAAGGCUGAGCCAGCAAUGCCUGGCAGACUCUAUGUGCACCCUGACUCCCCCGCCACAGGAGCUCACUGGAUGAGGCAACUGGUGUCGUUUCAGAAGCUCAAACUAACAAAUAAUCACCUGGACCCUUUUGGGCAUAUAAUCCUGAACUCGAUGCACAAGUACCAGCCCAGACUACACAUAGUCAAAGCAGAUGAAAACAACGCCUUUGGAUCCAAGAACACUGCCUACUGUACCCAUGUCUUUCACGAGACGGCCUUUAUCUCUGUAACCUCCUAUCAAAACCACAAGAUCACACAGUUGAAGAUAGAAAACAAUCCAUUUGCCAAAGGAUUCCGAGGUAGUGAAGAAGGAGAUCUGCGUGUUUCAAGACUACAGGGGAAAGAAUAUCCAGCAAUUUCAAAGAACAUGGUUCGCCAGAGGCUCAUCUCCUCCCACAGUCAUCUAGCAGGGAAGCUCGGAGCAGGAGUUCUCACUGGGCACCCUCAAGUCCUGUCCUCUUAUCCGUAUGAGACUGGGGUUCCUUUGUCUGGCUCCGACUCCCAAGAUCCCAUCUCAAACCACUUCCCUCAGAACAGAGAUCCCAGCCUUUUGUACCACUGCUUUAAACACAGAGAUAAUGCCCGACACCUGGAGCUUGGAUGUAAGCGACCAUAUCUGGAGUCAUCGUCUGGGGUCUCAGAGGAGCAUUACUUUCGCUCAGCUCCCUCUUAUGAAUCACCCUUACGGUCUCAUCCAUACUGCACAGAAGCAAUCGCCUCUAGAGAGGCUUGCAUGUACGGUAGUAUGGAGACAGAGUCUGGAUCUGGGGCAGGGGACACAGAUGACCUAACCAACUCCUCCUCAAUUAAUUGCAACAUGUGGGCUACAAUGCAGCCCUACCCUCGCUAUAGUGUGGAGGGUGUCCCAUACCAGCCCUUCACGGCUCACUUCACCAACACUGCCACAGUCACGCCUGUGGUACCGCACCCGGCAUCACCCAUGGCAUCGCGACCACAGGCUGACCUGGGGGUCUACAACUCAGCUACGGUCCAGAGAGGCCUGCCUGUCAUACCUCCCUCAUCCUCCUCUUCAUCCUGCUCACCAGCUGUUCUGGGAUCCAGAGAUAGGUCAGGUCAUCCUUCUCUGUACCACAAGAAGCCAGGGUCACCACUCCGGCCUCACAGAGAGUUCUCGGCCUAUCCCACACAAGGCACCAUAUCCAUCCGGGAUCCAUCCUAUCAGUACCAAGUUGGGCUGAGUAGCACAGGGACUCACUGGACUGACAGCUAAUGGGGGCAACUGGAGAGUCCAGUUCUGUCCAGUGUACAAUUCUGAAAAUAAUCAAGGUUCAAUACACCACUGUGGGCUGCUGAUGCCAAGCAAUGAUUAUGAACUUCAGCCAUGAUCAUUUCCAAAUUGCACUCCAAAGCCCUUUACGUCCAUGUAUUCUCACUGAAGCACUAUUACAUACAAGACUGUAUGUGGUGACCAGUGGCUGACCUCUACUUUACUUAUGCAGAUGUGUAGCAUAUGUACUAUCCUGUGAUCAGAUAGGGUUGUUUUUUAACGCUCAAAUACAAAGCUUAGGUUUGAGCAAUGAGGAGAAGUAGCACUGAGAAGUAGCAAUGAGGAGCAUUUUUCAGACAACAACAUAGAUAAGGGAAUAUCAACAAUUGCUGUGCUUGUUCUUGAGGAGAAUGAGAGGCCUACAUAUGAUUGCCUCCCACUGAGGCUUUCAUUAUUUCUUGCAGAGCUCCAACCAAAUAGAGCAUGCUUAAAGGCUGGCGCUAUUCUUAGUUGGCAACAAAUCCAAUGAAAAGACCAAAAUUAAUCAAUUAAUUCUGUCUGACUUUCCUACCUUGUCUGUGUUACUAUGAAGAUAGAAAACUAUAUAAACUACAUAAAUGUAUAGUUCAUUAUUACUAUUGACACCAAAGAUCAAUCAUGUACGUUUGUGGCAGUAAGAAGAUGUUUCGUAGGACUGACUCAAAAUAAGCAGCUGUGUUUGAGGUAACAGUGCAGCUCAUUGAUGCAAAGGAUCAUUACAUUGGUAAUUUAGGUAUUUUCAUGGGAUUUGCGGACAGUAACAAAAUCUGAAAUGUUAUCACAACCACGCCCAUUUACAUGUGCCAAAAUGAGAUUUGCUACAAUUUGAUGAAUGGGGUAUAAGUAUAUUGAGUUCACUGCCAGGUGAGAUUGAGCAUAUCAGAAUUUGGAGAAGGAUUUAAGUUAACUGUUCAUUCACUAAGAGUUGUAUGCAAAAAGACUUAAUUUAGCCUGCUGUUUAUGGCAGUCCUUCUCAAUGAUGUACAUUCAGAGCAAUUAAAACAAAAUGAAAUAUGCAGCAAAAACCCACCUAUCAUAAGAGUUGUUAGAGCGUGGGUCUUACCCAGAUACUAUGUACAGAUCUAUGCUAGUUGUAUGAUACUAGUAUCAUGUUGUGAGUUCAAGCACAAGUACUGUGGUUGGUCGUCAAAGCUUGGCUCCGAAUGCAUGACUCCAAACUAGAUUCUAGUGAAACGGGACAGUAAAGAAUUCUCAGGCAGAACCAGAUGGGAGCUUAAAGAACUGUUGUUAAGCCAUGGUGAGGACCGGAAAGGAGAGCUGCACACAAAUCCCACUCCCAAGUGACUUACUUGGAAAAAAUUCUUGCAAGACUGCAAAUACAAAACAGCCUGAGCAGGCAGGGAAGCUGAAAGAAAAGGUUCUCAGUAGCAUUACAUACAGGAGAGUUUGAACUUGCAUUGUCAAGUAAAGAUUAUUUGUAAGAUAUGAUGGUGACCCCUCAUGCAUUGUCCCUUUAUUUCAUGUUGUUGAAUUCAAUAUAACAUUUUUGAAUAUAUUGACAUUUUUGCACACCUGCUAAAUAAAC
Acanthopagrus latus (yellowfin seabream) is the source of this 3451-nucleotide messenger RNA. It is a transcript of the gene tbx4, whose product is annotated as T-box transcription factor 4. NCBI's taxonomy places the organism in Eukaryota, Metazoa, Chordata, Actinopteri, Spariformes, Sparidae. Gene Ontology annotation, cellular component: nucleus. Gene Ontology annotation, molecular function: DNA-binding transcription factor activity, RNA polymerase II-specific; RNA polymerase II cis-regulatory region sequence-specific DNA binding. The transcript is spliced from 9 exons. The record is from RefSeq and is a predicted model, not a curated record. Bases 229 to 1869 code for a protein of 546 amino acids. Gene Ontology annotation, biological process: regulation of transcription by RNA polymerase II; angiogenesis; cell fate specification.